Molecule: messenger RNA, 1867 nt
Organism: Acinonyx jubatus (cheetah)
Lineage: Eukaryota; Metazoa; Chordata; Mammalia; Carnivora; Felidae
Gene: HENMT1
Product: HEN methyltransferase 1
Exons: 8
Coding region: 456-1646 (396 amino acids)
Biological process (GO): RNA methylation; siRNA processing; piRNA processing
Cellular component (GO): nucleus; cytoplasm
Molecular function (GO): RNA methyltransferase activity; O-methyltransferase activity
Source: RefSeq, a predicted model, not a curated record
GCGGGGCGUGGCGGUAACAGUGGUCUCUACAGAGGUUCCGAGGGAAGGCUAGAAAAUGGCCUCGGGACAUGCGCUACAGCGGCCGUUUAGAGACGCAAAACCAACGCUUUGGAACCUGGAGCCCGGAGAGGAACAGGGCAGGGCGCGGGGCCCGCGAGCGCCACCUACCCUGCAGAUUAGGGAGUACCGCGGCAGAGCCGGUGGCGCAGGUGUGGGCGGUGCAGGUGUGGCCCCGGCGGGCAACGCCCCGCGGCGAGGCGGCGCUAGCGGAGGCUCGGGGGCGGGGCCCGAAGUUAAAUAAAUACAGUGGCGGCGCGGUGGACCCACUCAGUGUUUUCUGCGCUUUGCUUUUCUGCGGUCGAACUCCUUACGUGGAGAAGAGUCAUUGCUGAUUCAUAGAACUUGAAGGAGAAAUCUGCUUUUUGUCUCAACGAAGCUUCAAACUUGGAAACAAAAUGGAAAAAAACAGCAUGGAAGAGUUUCAGCGCAGCACUGUUCCACGCAAGAACGUGAUCGAGUUCAGACCUCCGUUAUACAAACAAAGAUACUUCUUUGUUAAAGAUAUAGUCAAUCAAUAUAAACCAAAGAAGGUUGCAGACUUGGGGUGUGGUAACGCCACACUCUUAUGCAUGCUGAAAUUCCAUAGUUGUGUUCAAGAACUUGUUGGAGUAGAUCUCCUCAUGGAUCGUCUAUUAGAUUGGAACAGUGAUAAGUUGUCUCCGUCAAUAGGGGAUCAUUUAGGUCCUAGGGACCUAGAUUUGAGUAUUGUCUUGUAUCGUGGCUCUGCUGUAGAGAAAGACUCCCGCUUGCUUGGAUUUGACUUGAUAACAUGUAUUGAAUUAAUAGAACAUUUGGAUUCAGAAGAUCUGGCCAAGUUUCCCGAAGUCGUAUUUGGGUACUUUUCUCCAGGCAUGGUUGUCAUCAGCACACCAAACUCAGAUUUCAAUCCCCUGUUUCCAGCAUCGACCUUUAGAAAUUCAGAUCACAAGUUUGAGUGGAACCAAACGCAGUUUCAACACUGGGCUUCAAAUGUGGCAAAACUCUAUAGUUACACUGUAGAGUUUACUGGUGUGGGUGCUCCACCACCAUGGGCUAAGCAUGUUGGAUACUGUACCCAGAUAGGGAUCUUCAAGAAAAAGCAACCGGAUCCUGGCAGCUGGAUCCUGGCAAAACCAACUGGAUCCCGCAUUUCAGAGCCAGAGGAACAUGUUUAUCAAGUUGUUUUUACAGCCUCAUUCCCGAGUUUACAGCAAAAACACUUCCUCCUGUUUGUAUUGUGUACGGAGGUGUUAAAAGAAGUCGAAGCCAUAAGACAGAAGUAUGUCUGGAUUAUGAAGAGAAAGGAAUCCAGUGAACCUGAGUCAGAAGAAGACACUGACAGUGGCUUGGUCAGACGGCCCGGAUUAUUCCUCACCGAUGCCCAAGUAGCCCAAAUAGAGAAGUCCCCCAAACCCUACUCUGUGGGAAAGAGGUUUUAUGUACCCCUGAAAAGACUUAUUGGUUAUCCGAAGGUGAACCGCUUGGUUGCUGAUGUGUCCACGCUGAGAACACUCCUUGCUGAAGGAAUUCCAAUGCGACUGAACAGAGCUCAUACUUCAGUGCAGAUCGACUUGGACCCUUACGAUUACCCUCACGAUUACCGUUAGUGAGCGGGAGCUAUCUUUAUGUCCUAAAAUUCAUGAUUUUAAGGAUAGUUAGGCUCAUUUAGAAAAUUAUAGUCAUACAUAGGUAGCUUAAUUUUGAUAUUAACCUCGUUACGUGUUUUUUUAAAUGCUUUUUUGGGUGGAUGGUGUAAGUUCACAGUGUGAGUGUUCAGGUUUUUUUGUUAGACCCAUGUUGAUGUGACAUUAAAAUUUUUAAAAAUAAA